AUGAUCAACGGUACGUUAAGGAGAAGGCUGCGCCACAACUUCUUGACAGAGGGGCCGGUGGGCAUUCUUUGGCAGCUAGCUGUCCUGCGAGACGUGGUGGCGCUGGUGGACCCCGAGCUGGAUGUUACGCCUUCACCUGCUUCUCCCAACCCCACUCCCUUCUGCCUCCCUCCCACAACAGCGUCACAACUUCCUAACAGAAGGCCUGGUGGGCAUUCUUCGGCAGCUAGCCCUGCUGAGGGACGCGGUGCACCCUCCCCUGCCCCAUGCCGCCUCCCAUCCCAAGCUGGCCUCCCACCUGGAGGAGCUUCAUGCUCGCCUGCCCCUGCCCCUCCCACCUUUCCGCCCCUCCUCGUCCCGCUCCAACAGCGUCACAAAUUCCUCACAGAGGGCCCUGUGGGCAUUCUUCGGCAGCUAGCGGUGCUGAGGGACGUGGUGGCGCUGAUGGACCCUGAGCUGGCGGGGCACCUGGAGGAGCUGGGCGCGGACAACUUCAUGUUCGCCUUCCGCAUGCUGCUCGUGCUCUUCAGGAGGGAGUUGCCGCUGUUGGACGUCAUUGUCAUGUGGGAGCUCCCACAUCUGGAGGAGCUGGGCGCGGAUAACUUCAUGUUCGCCUUCCGCAAGCUGCUCGUGCUGUUUCGAAGAGAGUUGCCGCUGCUCGAUGUUAUUGUCAUGUGGGAGGUGCGUUGGAGGGGUGGAGAUGGGUUGGAUAGUAUUGACCAUGGGUUAAGGGGAAGGUGGGUGGACCCCGAGCUGGCGGGGCACCUGGAGGAGCUGGGCGCGGAUAACUUCAUGUUCGCCUUCCGCAUGCUGCUCGUGCUCUUCAGACGAGAAUAG
Molecule: messenger RNA, 837 nt
Organism: Closterium sp. Yama58-4
Lineage: Eukaryota; Viridiplantae; Streptophyta; Zygnematophyceae; Desmidiales; Closteriaceae
Source: the annotation of a GenBank genome assembly